Molecule: messenger RNA, 840 nt
Organism: Morus notabilis
Lineage: Eukaryota; Viridiplantae; Streptophyta; Magnoliopsida; Rosales; Moraceae
Product: germin-like protein subfamily 3 member 4
Exons: 1
Coding region: 37-738 (233 amino acids)
Cellular component (GO): cell wall
Molecular function (GO): manganese ion binding
Source: RefSeq, a predicted model, not a curated record
CAUAAGACUAAAAACACUAACAAAGACCAAGCCAAAAUGUAUUCAUCAAUUGUCUUCCUCAUUUUCUUCACCAUAGGCACAUUUAUGAUCAACAUCUGCUUGGCAGAUUGUGAUAAUCUGCAGGACACUUGCCCUGCAGCCCCACCAGAAAAGCAAACUAUUUUCAUCAAUGGCCUUCCUUGUAAGAAUCCAUCAACCAUUAGUUCUCCUGAUUUUAAAACCACAAAACUGACCAAGCCAGGGGACACUAAAAACUAUAUGCGCUCGUCGACGAAAAUAGUCACUGCUUCGGAUUUUGCAGGCCUUAAUACUUUAGGCCUUUCCAUUGCCAGAACAGACUUGGAAGUAGAUGGCUUGGUAAUGCCUCAUUUCCACCCGAGAGCCUCUGAGACGUUCUUUGUUGAGAAAGGAACUAUUUUAGCUGGUUUUAUUGACACAAAAAGCAAUGUUUUUCAAGAUGUUCUCAAUGAAGGAGAUGUUAUUGUGUUCCCUAAAGGGCUGCUUCACUUUUGUUUCAACUUUGGUUUUGACGUUGCUACCGCUUUCUCUGUGCUCAAUUGCCAGAAUCCCGGGGUGGUGAGCAUCAGCGGCGCUAUGAUUGAGCCCGAUCGUGAUGUGGACACAUUAGGAAGGUUAGUGAAAAGCCUAAUUUCGCUCUCGAAACAUAACAUGCUGGAGAGACACAGCAACUAUCAAAAUGUGACUCUCCCCAAGUUCCCUGGUCUUUUGGAUGGCUAACAAUUUGGUUGCGAAAUUUAUGUCACUGUUUACACGGAGAUUAAAGUCUUCAAUUGUGUUAGUAGAGGUAUGAAAAUUUGUGGUACUAUAUUUCUUAAAUAG